Messenger RNA from Benincasa hispida (wax gourd), 2544 nucleotides. Its product is annotated as DUF1997 family protein, putative (DUF1997). The record is from RefSeq and is a predicted model, not a curated record. NCBI's taxonomy places the organism in Eukaryota, Viridiplantae, Streptophyta, Magnoliopsida, Cucurbitales, Cucurbitaceae.
CCCAUAUUAUUCAGUGCAUUUUCUCGAUUGGAUAUUACCUCAAUUUGCUUUUCGUUUCUGUUAAAGAUGAGGCUUGAAUUCAUCUCUCUAAUUCGCACUUGAAGGGUUUCUUAGUGGCAUUUCCUUAAUUCUCUUUCAGAAAUUUCUUUACCAUCCGCUGCAGACUUCAGAAUUCCGGUCGCCGCUCUCCGCCGUCCGAUUGACAAUCGGAGGAGCAUAAAAUUCCACUCCAAGGUGAAGAAAAAUGAGAGAAUGGUGGUUUUAACUACUAAAUGGCUUGGGCAAGGAAAAGGCUCGUUUCCACUGCUGGCAGCCCACAAGUUUAGUUCACCGAGGAAGAAAUUUGAAGUGAUUAAGCUGUCCAAAGCCACCAAUUCUGAGACUAAUACCAAAAGGGCAAACUUGUCUGUCACAAGAAGGGAGAAGAUCAGAUUGCCCAGUUACAGUAGCCGCAGCGGCAGGAUAUAUCAUAUCAGAGAAUUCCUGAAUCACCCUUCAGGAAUUGAAGCAAUGCUUAACAAAAAUGCCUUGAGAAGUUUCCAGUUACUUGAUGCUAACACAUACAGAUGCACUCUGCCUAAAUUGCAACUUUUGAACUUUGAAGCUGCCCCUACACUGGAUUUACGAGUGAUCCCGACAGACAAAGAUUUUACCGUUGAGAUGCUUUCUUGCAAGUUUGAAGGUUCAGAAUUGGUGGAACGCCAAAACGAGCAUUUUUCAGCCUUGAUGAUUAAUCACUUGACAUGGGACACAGUCGAUUCAAAUUCAUAUCUGGAAGUUGAUGUGAAGUUAAAUUUGUCUCUGGAGAUUUAUACACUUCCCUUCACUCUGAUGCCUACUGCUGCAGUCGAGAAUCCAGGGAAUUUGAUGCUACAAGCUCUAUUGGACAACCUUGUACCUCUGCUGCUGCGGCAAUUAGUGCAAGAUUAUGAAAAAUGGAUCAGUCAGCAGUUAGAUCAUUCCCAACUCUCCAUCUCUUGAUGCUCUGUAAAGUUAAAAGGGAAGCUUUCUUUUAACCAAAAGAAGAAAAAAUUAUGGGGAAGUGUGUUUUACACUGUACAUUUCUACAUUGUACAAUAUUUACCUCAGCUUGGGCCCCAUCUCCCAUGCGGCUAUGCCUGAAAGAGGGAAGUAAAGUAGUCAGUUCAAGUCACAAGAUAGGGAAAGGUUUAGGGACCUUGUUUGGUUUGUGAUUCAAAAAAAACAAAGAAUUUAAUGAAAAUUUUAAUUUGUAUUCAACAUUUUGGAAAAAUUACCUUUUUAGUCUAAGUUUUCAACAAUAUAUACAUUUGGUUCUUAAGUUUUUAAAUGUCCUUUUUUAAUCUACAAGGUUUUGAAAAUAGAUUUAAAAAGCCAUGUAAUAAUUCUUAAUUAUUUGAAAUUUGAAAAGAAAAGUAAAAGAAAAUUCCUCUCUCUAAAAUUAUCUUUCAAACUUAUUUUUUAAUUCAAAAUGUCAUAUAAUCUCUACUAUAUAUAAAAGAGGCAAAGUGGGGAGAAUCUUUGCCCCUCAUUUUUUAACAUAUAACCAUUAAACCCUUUAAAUAUAAUGCGUAAUAUCUUUUAUGAAAACAAUAUUUAAAUAAUAUCUAUUUAUGACAUAAGUAAAUUUUAUACACAAACUAAAAACUUUUUAGUCACUUGAAUUUAACCUACAAGAUUUUAGGUAUAGGUUUUUUUCUUUCUACAUAACUUUCAAAGACUAAAGCAGGGCUAUGGAGGAAAUUUCAUCUUCCUAUUUUUUCUUAAACUUUUUAUGAAAUUAUGUUUUUUUCCUUCUCUUCAAACAAUUGUAACAGAGAUAUUCAUUGAGAGAAUUUGAAAUAAAAUUCAUCAUUCCAUGUAUGAGAGUGAUAGCACCAUAAAAAUGCUAUUUUCAUUUCUUAAUUCGGACUCGUUCGUGUAUUUUACAUGUUUAUUAUACUGUUUUAUAGGUAAUUGGGCAACUGAGGGACAAUACGGACCAUCGAAGUCAAAAUGGGACGAAAAUGAGUCAAAACGAAGCUCCGGAGCAUCAACCAUGAAAAGAAUAAGGAAAAUGACCGAGUAAUGUGUUAAAUAUGUUAUUUUAUAGGUAUUGAGCACUUUAGGGAGCAAUAGAGUUGAAACGGACCAAAUUGGAGCUUUAACAAAACAGCUAGGUCAAAAGGAAGACAAGGUGCACAAAAUUACAAAACUGCCACAGGGCAAAGCGCAAAGUUGUGCUCAAAGGUAGAAUCAUGCCUAAAUAGAGCGCCUCGAAGAGCGCAGCUACACUCUAGGUUGACGCUACGAUAAGAGCGUCGUUGCACUCUCCAACAGCGUAGUGGCGCUCGACCAUUUUUAUAUAAGUGUUUUCUCCAAAUUUUAGGUCAUUCUCUUCGGACUUUCAGCCCCCAAUAUGAUUUUCUCUUCUCUUCUUCACAUUUCCUUUGUAAUUCUUCAUUCUUAGAUCAAUUUUAUGAUUGUAAAGCUUAUCUUGGAUCGAUUUUCUGGCUAAGGUAAGUAGCUAACUUAGGUCUAGGUGAAACCCAUUAAUCUAUUGUGAGGAUUCUGUCUAAAUUUAUA